This is a messenger RNA of Humulus lupulus (European hop), 570 nucleotides long. RefSeq lists its product as uncharacterized. The transcript has a single exon. The record is from RefSeq and is a predicted model, not a curated record. Lineage: Eukaryota; Viridiplantae; Streptophyta; Magnoliopsida; Rosales; Cannabaceae. Bases 1 to 570 code for a protein of 189 amino acids.
AUGGAUUUAACUCAAUUACCAUUGGGUGAGCAUGUGAACAUAGAUGGCAAAAAGAAAGGUGAUUUCUUCAAGAAGAUUCAUGAGAAAACAAAGGAAAAUAUAGAAAGGAGCACCCAACAAUACAUCCAUCAAGCAAACAAGGGUAGCAAAAAGGAUAUUUUUGAACAAGCAGAUUGGAUGUGGUUACAUGUGAGGAAAGAGCGUCUUCCAGAGCAACGACAUUCAAAAUUUCUUCAUAGGGGUGAUGGACCAUUUCAAGCCAUGGAACACAUCAAUGACAAUGCCUACAAGAUUGACUUACCUGGUGAGUAUGGAGUAAGUGCUAGCUUUAAUGUUUCUGAUCUAUCUCUUUUUGAUGUAGGUGAUGAUUUGAGGGCAAAUCAAUUUCAAGAAGGGGGGAAUGAUGCAAAUCAAGGAGCUAAUGGAGUUGUUCAUAAUCAUCAUGGACGUGGGUCUCCAAGGAAUCAAGAAGAUGUCCCCAAUGAUCCACUAAGAUUGUCUAGUGGGCCAAUUACAAGACUUAGAGCUAAACGUUUCAAAGACGCUCUAAUUGGGCUGAUUCAAAAAUAG